Thyridium curvatum is the source of this 1392-nucleotide messenger RNA. RefSeq lists its product as uncharacterized. The coding region runs from base 1 to 1392 and encodes 463 amino acids. Lineage: Eukaryota; Fungi; Ascomycota; Sordariomycetes; Thyridiales; Thyridiaceae. The transcript is spliced from 4 exons. The record is from RefSeq and is a predicted model, not a curated record.
AUGAAGGUGCACCUGUCGCUGGCCUUCCUCUUCGGGGGGCUGUUGUCCGGGGCCCUGGCGCAGGGGACGUCCCCAGCUUCAAGCUCUUCGACUGCAGCCGACCUUACAUCACUACCUCCAUGUGCUUUGGUUUGCCUGAGCAAGGCCAUUGUCGAAUCACCAUGCGCAGCUACGAACCAGACCUGCCUGUGCCUCAAUGCUCAGCUGCAGGACUCUGUCACGAACUGUGUCCUAGCUAGCUGCACGGUCAAGCAGGCACUAUUCACCAAGAAUGUGACAUCUACGAAUUGCCACGCGCCUAUUCGCGAUAAGACGACAGAGUACAACAUUAUUUCCAACACGCUAGGCACCAUCUCAGCGGUCGUGGUCCUCCUCCGUCUGGGUUUCCGGCAAUUCGUCGCCAAAGCCGAGAUUGGGAUGGACGACUGGCUCAUCCUGGCCGCUUUGAUUUUCGGCAUACCGAGUACUGUGCUCAACGAACGAGGUCUCACGGCGCACGGACUUGGCCGGGACGUCUGGACCCUUCCCUUCGAGAUGGUUACAGACUUUGGUCGUUAUCUCUACAUCAUGGAGGUGCUCUACUUUCUGCACAUCAACAUGUUCAAGCUGUCUAUGCUUUUCUUCUACCUGCGCAUCUUCCCGGCACCUGGUGUGCGGCGCACAAUCUGGGGCACCAUCGCCUUCACGACUGUCUUCUGCCUGACGUUCAUUUUCCUCGCCAUAUUCCAAUGCUCGCCGAUCAGCUUCUUCUGGGACAAAUGGGAUGGAGAGCACCAGGGCAAGUGCCUCAACAUCAACGCUAUCCCCUGGGCGAAUGCUGCCAUUGGCAUCUCCCUGGACUUGUGGAUGCUUGCCAUUCCUCUCUGGCAGCUGAGGGACUUGAACCUGCACUGGAAGAAGAAGAUCGGUGUGGCCAUGAUGUUUUGUGUGGGCACCUUUGUGACCGUCGUUAGUAUCCUUCGGCUCUCGUCGCUGGUUCAUUUCGCAAAUUCGGUCAACCCGACGUGGGACAACUGGGACAUCUCCAACUGGUCCACCAUCGAGGUCAACGUCGGCAUCAUCUGCGCCUGUAUGCCGUCCCUGCGGCUGAUCCUCGUCCGGCUGUUCCCCAAGCUCAUGGGCUCGACCCGCCACUACUACGCAAACUACGGCAGCGGCCACGCUUCGCAGAACCAGAAGAGCCAGAGGAGUCAGAGGAGCAGGGUCAAGAAUAUGGGCAACGUCGCCGUCUCGACGACCUCGAGCUCGAACGAAAGGACCGGGCCCAAGGGCAUCGUGUGCCAGAAGACGUUUGCUGUAGAUUAUGGAGACAGGGACAACGACGAGGCGCAGCUGGUGCACAUGAGGGAUCUCAACCUGAAGAGCGGCUCGAGAUCGGAAAGCUCUCUCUAA